Messenger RNA from Cladocopium goreaui, 6183 nucleotides. The record is from the annotation of a GenBank genome assembly. NCBI's taxonomy places the organism in Eukaryota, Dinophyceae, Suessiales, Symbiodiniaceae.
AUGUCAUCAGAGAGCUCAGCAGUCCCUACGUGGGAUGGUCAUCCGAAAGGUUGGCGGCGUUACUGUCGUGAGGUGGUGUGGUAUGUGCAAGCUACAAAGGUGGGACAGCGUCGUCAUUUGGCCACCAGGCUAAUUGCACGGCUCUCCGGAAGUGCCCGCCUUUUAGCAAUGUCAUGGCCCCAAUCAGAACUGGAUAAUGAUCGUGGUGUACUCAUUUUCCUGCGUAAGUUAGCAGCAAGUCCUUUGGUCAGACGAAGUCUUCCGAAUGCCGCAGCAACUAUGUCGCAGUAUUUUGGGUUUCGCAAACGACAGAAUGAGACAAUUUCCGAAUUCCUUGUUCGAGAGACCUUGUCUUACGAAGAGUUCCAAGAAGCUUUGAUCCGGCUUCGUGAGGAACGCAGUGGUACUGAUCCAAGCUUGCAAGACUUUGGCUUGGAAGCAAUCUUCAGGAGACAGGAGGAAGAAGAUGCCCAGUGGAAUCGCUGGCGAAACUGGCGUGAUUCUCAUGAUGCGGGUGCUGAACCCGCAGCUGAAGCCUCAGCUGAUGCUGAUGCUACUGAGACUGGUGAGCGACCUGAUGCAGCGACAGAUGGCUAUCAGCGCGUGCCUCUAGUUUCUGAACCGGAUCUCAGUCCUCAGUCGAAUGUGGCUCCAGAGCAUGGGAUGAACUCUGCUGACUCAUUUGUGCUUGAUGUUCUGCGAGGAUGGCGCUUGUUACAGGCAGCCACUUUGUCCCGUGAUGAGUUUCGUGAUGUUCUUUCUGCAACAAACAACAAGUUGGAUUUUGAUUCAAUUUCAGGUGCAUUGCAAGUGCUUUGGGAUGAUCAGUUGAUUCAACAUCCUCGACAUGCCCCUUCACAGUUUAAUGCACAUUGGUUGGAAGAACUGGAAGAUCCGCAGAUCAAAGAGGCGUAUCAGUCAGAACGCAUGGCAGAAGCUCUAGCCUCUGAAGCGAGUCUCACAUGGAAAAAAGCCCAGGAGGCUACAGCGGCCUUGCGCCGUGAUCGAGAUCGUGGUGCUCCCAAGGGUAAGUCCAAAGGUUUCAAUAAGGGCAAGAUGGGUAUGGCUGUUUAUGGUGAUCCCUACAUGGAACAGUUUCCCAUGGUGAAAGGCAAAGGCAAAGGCAAGGCAAAGUAUUCCAACUACAUGGAUCACGAGAUGUUUUGGGCUGGCAAAUCUAAGGGCAAAUCCUCAAAAGGGUCAUCAAGUUUUUCGUUCCGUCCUCCUGGUCCGAGUGGUGUCAAUGCUUAUGGCAUGGAGCUCUAUCCCAUUGAGUUCAUGGAAACCCCUGAGUACCAUGAGCCCCUGGAUGUGACCCUGACAGCCACUACUUGGUCUCCACCGCCUUCGGCAUCCCAGGCCAUCAAGUCCUUCGAGGGCAUGGUCGACAGCGGUGCCACAGCCUCUGCUGGUCCCGAGGCCAGCAUUCACAGGGUUUUUGAGUGUUUGCGCCAAGUUGAUCCAGAAGCAACAUUGACUGUUGACCAAACCUUGAAACCCCGUUUUCGGUAUGGUUCAGGGAAGUGGGGACAAGCCUUGUGUCAAGUCACAAUUUCCUCAUGGGCAUCUGGACAUCAGCGAAAAUUUUCAGUUUUUGCUCUCCCGAAUCCUCCAGAAUAUCAUGAACCUUGGUACGAUGAUUCACUGUUGGUUCCUAUUUUGAUCGGCAUGGACUUUUUAGGCGUCAAUGGUGUGGGCUUGGUUCUUGAUUUCGUGGAUGGAUACUCCUGGAUGUCCAAUAUGCCCGGCGUUGCUUCUUUCAACAGUGUGUUCAUCGACGUUCUGCCGGCUCAAAACAGAAGGAAUCCACGGCUGGUGAUCGAAAUCUUUGGAGUGAUGCCUCCGAAGACCAACCUUGCCGACAAGGCUCCCGAGUUGGAUCACAGCCGAGCUCUUCCAGCAGAUCCGAGAGACCCCAGAUGUGGCGAAUGCUGGCCAUGUUUCGGGAGUCACAACGCCUCCGUGAGAGGAUCAAACAGGUAUGGUCAAUGGACCCACUGCGCCGUGUGCAACCUACGGACGCAGUAUGUUCCAAGGAUGGGCUCGCUGACUCACAAUGUCGAGCACAUCGAUCCUCACUAUGUGGCGAAGGCUCUCAGCAUGGUUCAGAAAGAUCUCAAGGGUGUGAAGCCCCACUACAAACUCAUGAAGGUGGCUGUGGAGAAGAUCGAGAGCGACGAGCGCUACUACCAGAUGGUGCUGGGUGCUCCAGAGAUGACCCCAGUUCCGAAAUCUCCCACACGCCACCAGAUGUUCACACCUCCGAGGAGAUCAAUGCACAAUUCCGAGGAGGAGCAGAUCCCAGGUCCCCAGCAGCUCACGUCGAGCCCAAGCUGGCAACAUGUGACUCCACCAAAGGCCCGAGCCAAGUCACCCACGGUGUCUCAGAUGAGUGUGGCAUCAGUUCCAGUGGUGACACCUCAGGAUCUCCUGAGCCAGCUCUCAGCCGAGGUGGGCAAGGCGGCGGUGAAGGUGCUCCAAUUGAUGAUGCUUGGCCUCUUCACCAACUUCCACGACCUUGUGGUGGAUGGUAUGAACAGGUUCUCCUUGAUCUACAAGACGCCCUGUGGCGACUUGAUCAUCGAGAGCCCUGAUACAGCUCGUUCCAGCUACUAUCCCUGGAAGAUGGUUGUCGCGAUUGCCAAGACUUGGAAAUCUCAACUUGUACCAGAACGUUGGCAAUCCAUCCUGUUCCUGACCGUGGACUCCAACGUCCCCAAUUCGACUUUUGAACAGCAACUGUGGGAGAUGAAUCCAGCCGAGAUGGCUGAUGACAUCGCUGAAGUUCCUCCUGAUGAGGGGUACUCACCCACAUCGCUUGCUCCUGAAGAUGCACCAGCAAUUCCGGCCGAUUUGGCUGAUGAUGAUGGACAAAUGGUCCUACCUCCUGCUCAAGAUGAACGCUCUGGUGGAGAUCUUCGGCCUCAAUCCAUGCAGAGCUCUAAGGCAAGUAAUCCCUCUCAAAUGGCUUCGUCACGCUGGCAACAAGAUGGCCAUGGUCGGUGGUCGAAGCAUGAAGCUGAUGGCAAAAUCAUCCCAUCCACGGAGCAGCUUGCCGAGUGGAAUGUCAAGCUUCAAAAGUUUCACAAGGCCUCAGGACAUCCUAGCAAUAGGAAUUUAGCUCGCAUUUUGCGGGAAGCUGGCAAAGAAAAGUGGCAGAUUGAAGCAGCACUUCGUCUCCGAUGCCCAGCAUGCGAGGCGACUAGACCUGGGGGUUCGUCUUCCGGAAAGAUUCCGCCAGUAUCAACCAAUCGACUUCCUCAAGCCUGGCAUAUGGUGAUGAUGGAUGUUGGUGAGUGGAAUGUCGUGUCCGUGCGCAAGAAGCUGAAGUUUCUAUUGAUGAUUGAUGCUGCAACGAAGUUUCGCAGCACAGUUCCUCUUAUGGUCUAUGACAUCAAUCAGCAAGGGAACGAGAAUGCCAAGAUGGUCAUCGAAGCUUUUGGUCGCGGCUGGUUGGCGGAAAAACCGAAACCGCUGGUGGUGGUUCCUGACAACGCCAAUACGCUGUGCUCAGCGGCCUUCAGGGAGUUUUGCCACACCAACAAUUUGUGGCUGAGCCCGCCUGUGGAGAAGGAGGCAUGGGCUCACGGAAUUGCUGAACGAGCAGUCCAAGAAACCAAGCUUUUGGCCGACAAGAUCUUCAUCUCUGACGGCACUCUGAGCUUGGAACUAUGUCUGGCCCUUAGCACAGCGGCGUUGAAUAGUACGGAGAACGCACAUGGUUUUUCUCCCUUUCAGUGGGCAUACGGUCACUCUUUUCAGUGGACUGAUGAAGACAUCACUACUCAUCUCCAACUUCAACAAGCUCACCCACUGAGUGAAUUUGAGAAGUUGCUGUCUUGCAGACGCAAAGCUGAGAAUUUGGCACGGCAAGCGCUGAAGGGUGCUGCAAUGCGCCUUCCCGCUUUGCCACCAGUCAAUGAGUAUGAAGAGACUGACUUCUUACCAGAAGUGCCUGAUGACACUUUUGAAGACGACUUGGGCAACUCUCUCAAUGACCCAGGUGUGAAGCGAAAAACUGAUCUCCUUGAGUCAGAAGUUUCCUCACGCGAAGCCUCCUCCAAAAGAUCCUCCUUGGCGUCCUCAUCCAUGAGACCUAUGCGUCCUCACUCAGCUGUUGAUAGCGAUGAUAUUGUCACUGGUGAUAGUGUCAAGAAACCCCGGACUGAUGAUGAUAACGCUCUCACCCUUGAUCUUCAUGCUGCUCUCCAAGAAGCUGAGUUUGGGUAUAUCAUGGAAAUGGAGUUGGAUUUCUCAAGCCACAGAAAACUCAAGAAGUUUCUCCAGGCGCCAAACUUUUACUUGGUGCAACAAAUGCGUGAUUGUGAAGUUCGCUAUGAGCGACUCACUGAUGACUUCAAGAAGUUGUUUGACCGUGCAAAGGACAAAGAGGUGGCAUCUUUUCUCAAGUCCGAGGCCGUGAGAAAGUGCAUCUCCAAGGAGGAAGAGGAGGAGGGCAAGAACUCUGGCCGUGUAAUGAAGUGCCGGUGGGUGUUGACAUGGAAAGACACUCCACCAGAUGAACGGCAAGCUUCUCAGCAAGAUGCUCACGAGAAUGCUGGCACUUUGUUCACCCCUUCGGGCGAUCGCAAGGCGAAAGCCCGCAUCGUCUUGUUAGGGUAUCAGCACCCAGAUCUCCUCAAUCCUGAGUUCCGAAGUUCUGCACCUGUUCAAUCAACUUUGACCAGACACCUGACCUUCCAGCUCUCCGUGCAGAACCAGUGGCCAAUCGAAGGCAUGGAUCUUUCAACGGCUUUUCUCCAGACCGAGAAGAACCAGGAGCAGAACCGCAUAUGGACAUCAGGAGUGCGUGAACUUCGUGCUGCACUUGGCGUCUCUGAGGGCGGCAUCAUGCGAAUCCUCAAAGAUUUUUAUGGUUCAACUACAGCUCCUCGUGGACUAUGGCUUGACAUAGACCGUAGACUGCGAAGACUUGGAGCUCACAAAGUCCUUGGCGAUCCAUGUGCCUGGAUAUGGGUAGAGGAAAACCCGCAUGCGGUGAACCAAUUGGAUCGCUUCCGCACUAUUGGGUACAUGGCUGGUCAUGUUGACGAUUUCAACAGAUCCGGUGAUGAGACCAAUCCCAAGUGGCAGAAAAUCAAGGCAGCCAUUGACCGUGAGUAUCAGUGGGGUAGUUCCAAAGUUGGCGCUUACCGCUAUGUGGGCUCCGACAUCCAUCACAGGACUGGUAGCCAAGGUAACUACAUCAUGGUUGACCAGGACUCUUAUGUGGAGAACCUCGCUGAUGUGGAGAUUGAUCCAGUCCGUUUCAAGAAUGCGGCGACAGUCCUCACCAAGUCAGAGAUUGGCAAGUGUCGCUCAGCUUUAGGUGCUUUGCAGUGGUUGGCCGUGCAGACUCAACCUCAAAUCUGCGCAAGAUGCAAUCUCUUGUUGUCUGAAUUGGCACGUGAGCCAAAGAUGACAGUGGCUCAAGAGAUUCAGCAGGUCAUCCGCGAGACUCGCAAGCAUCCUCACCGUCUCCGUUUUGAUCGAAUCCCCUCUGUGAACCAUUGGCAACAAAUGGUGGUGGUGACAAUGGGUGAUCAGGCACACAACAACAGACCUGAUGGCUCUUCCACAGGUGGUUUGAUUAAUUUUCUAGGCGGACCGGAACUCCUUGAUGGUUCUCCCGGCCGUCUGGUGAUGGUUUCAUGGCGUACUUGGAAAUUGCGCCGAGUAGCAAUUUCCUCCAAUGAUGCUGAGAUUCAAGCGAUGGUGGAAGCUGAGGAUGUCAAUUUUCGAACUCGUUUGCUUUGGGCUGAACUGAAUGGUGCUGGCGCUGAAAAGGGUCUUGAUCUUUUAGCUUUUGCUGAGCAAGAAGUUUCUGCAGUCCCUGGUGUUGUGGCCACAGACUCAAAAGGUGGUUUUGAUGCAGUGACUCUGCAAGAAGGUCCAUAUUUGGGUUUGUCAAACGUGAGAUCAGCCAUACAAGCUUUUCAACUGAAACAAUCGUUUGCAGACACAAAAGCAUGGUUGAUUUGGCUUGCUAGUGAUUGGCUCCUUGCAGAUGCUCUGACGAAGAAAAUCCAAGAGUGUCGCAAAAGUUUACUUCAGUUCAUGCGCACAGGUGUUUGGAUGCUUCAAUAUAACCCAGGCUUUGAGACAAGUGCACGAAAGAACAAGAGAGCAGGCAAGGAUGCUCUCACACAGAUGAAGAAAGCCACAGAGAAGUUUGCCAGCUGA